Molecule: messenger RNA, 1994 nt
Organism: Tachysurus vachellii
Lineage: Eukaryota; Metazoa; Chordata; Actinopteri; Siluriformes; Bagridae
Gene: sox3
Product: SRY-box transcription factor 3
Exons: 1
Coding region: 210-1124 (304 amino acids)
Biological process (GO): regulation of DNA-templated transcription; anatomical structure morphogenesis; cell differentiation
Molecular function (GO): RNA polymerase II cis-regulatory region sequence-specific DNA binding; DNA-binding transcription factor activity, RNA polymerase II-specific
Source: RefSeq, a predicted model, not a curated record
AGCACGAGGAGCUGUAGAGGAGAGAAACGCAGGAACGCGGUAGAUUUAUUUAGGGGGAAAACUUUUUGUCUUUAACACACGUUUGAUCGUUUGAGUACUGCGUGUUUUUUUUUUUGAUUGGUUUUUCCCUUGUAAACUUUUUGCGCGAUUUGUUUCUACUUUUUAAUUAACUUUUUUAGGUUUGAUAGGUGCUUUAAAAAGUCGGUUGAAUGUAUAACAUGAUGGAAACCGAGUUAAAAAGUCCCCUGCCACCGCAGUCCAAUGCUGGCUCGGGACCGGGCGGAAAGAGCGGCGGCGGGAGCGAUCAAGACCGUGUGAAGCGGCCGAUGAACGCAUUCAUGGUGUGGUCUCGCGGCCAGCGCAGAAAGAUGGCUCAGGAGAACCCCAAGAUGCACAACUCCGAGAUCAGCAAGCGCCUGGGUGCAGACUGGAAGUUGCUCACCGACGCUGAAAAGCGGCCGUUUAUCGACGAGGCGAAACGCCUGCGUGCCAUGCACAUGAAGGAGCACCCGGAUUACAAAUACCGGCCGCGCCGCAAGACCAAGACCCUGCUGAAAAAAGACAAGUAUUCGUUACCCGGCGGUCUCUUGGCUCCCGGCGCGGGCGCAGUAAACAGCGCUGUGUCUAUGGGCCACCAACGCAUGGAUGGCUACGCACACGUGGCCAACGGCUGGACGAACGGCGCAUACUCGCUGGUUCAGGAACAGCUGGCCUACCCUCAGCACCACGGCAUGAGCAGCCCACCACCUUUGCAACAGAUGCAUCGCUACGACAUGACGGCGGGUCUGCAGUACCCAAUGAUGUCUACGGCACAGACCUACAUGAGCGCAGCGUCCACGUACAGCGGCGUCUCAUACGCGCAGCAGAGCCCGGGCGCAGUGGGCCUCGGCUCCGUGGCCUCCGUAUGUAAGACAGAGCCCAGCUCGCCGCCGCCUGCUAUCGCCUCACACUCACAGCGCGCCUGCCUUGGAGACCUGAGGGACAUGAUCAGCAUGUAUCUGCCGCCCGGAGGAGACAGCGCCGAUCACAACACACUGCAGAGCAGCCGCUUACACAGCGUACAUCCACACUACCAGAGCGCGGGGACCGGGGUGAACGGAACACUGCCCCUAACCCACAUUUAACAGACUGACUCGUGCUUUAGGGGUAGUGCAGGAAUAUGGAGCCGACAGCGCGUGACCCUGAAAUACAUCCAAGAGACUUGUGAUUUAGGGGUUGUAGAGAUGAGAUGCUAAAUGGUGCAUUACCCCUAAGCCACAUUUAAGACUCACCUUUUAGGGGUUUUGAGGAAAGGGGUGGGGGUUAAAAAAAAGUACUUCGGAUACUUGAACAUUUAUAAUUUGAAAAAAAAGGGGGAAAAAAAAUCACAAUUCAGUUUUCUAAAAGAUUGAAACUAUUUUAAUCCCAAUGAGUUGCCCGUUUGAGAGUUUAUGACAUAUCACGAACUGGGUUCUAAAUGUUGCUCACGGUUUAGACAUGCAUUGGAAAGGAGCUUUUUUUUAUCAGAAGCUAACGCAAUCAACAUGUGUGCCGGAAAAUCGGACUUCUGACUUCUGACUACUGAAAUGCGGUCAGAUUUCCUCUCUGAAAAAGAUGCACGUGGCUUCACGAAGAGGCUGUUGUAAUUUCAGAAAAAAAAAGAAAAAAGAAACCACUGGAGAAAGAGUAUAUUUGCUCAUUUUAAUGUUUACACUUAAUUUGUAGAUUGUCAGUUUUGUUGGCUGUGUCCACAUGUGUAUUCUGUUUCUGUUUCCCCCCCCCUGUAUUAGUUUUACACUGAAAUGAAAUAACUGUGCUGGUCGCGAGCGCAAAGUUUGUUUUAUUUAUAGUACUAUUUUUAAGUUUGUGAUCCAUAGUCUUUAUGUCUUGUUCACUUUUCGUUUCAGUUUGUUUAUGUGAAGCUUCUCUUCUGUGAUGAUUUUACAGUAUCAGUCGAACCCAUUUUUGUGGGACGGAGAGUUUUAUUUAAAAUGGCGUUUAUGCUUAUUUUAAGA